AUGUCCCAUAAACAUUAUUCUCUCCAUCCAAAUUUUCUGACCAUUUUUACAACAAUAGCUACUCAGUUUAGAGGAUUGUUUCAGCAUGGGACAUCAGCACAGGACCUUCAGACAGACAAUUUAGAGUUUAUUCCAACUCAUAGUUCUGGUGUGCAGUGGGCUGAAGACAUCUAUAACUCACCAAGUGCUCCACUCAACGUUUCCCCAAACAACAAUCACUGCUGGGUAAAGCAGGAGCUACAUUGUCUCUGGAAGAUGUUUACCUCAUGGUUGCAGCCAGAAAAGCAGAGCAAGGAGCAGAUGACCAUUUCUCAAAUGGUCUUGAAGCAGUUUCUCCUCACUGAGCUCUACAAGGAUGAGUUUGCUUUGACAGAAAAGUGGAAAUCCAGUGGCAGAGACAUGAGAAGAUUCAUGGAGAGUCUGACUGAUGAGUGCUUGAAACCUCCUGUCAUGGUCCAUGUCUCCAUGCAAGGACAGGAAGGCCUCUUUUCUGAAAACAUGCCAUUAAAAGAAGUCAUCAAGCUUUUAAAACAGCAGCAAUCAGCCACAAGGCCAACACCAAGUAAUGCAAGGAUGCCAGUUGACAUUACACAAGAUAUAUUGUUGACCAGAGGACAAGAAAACAGUGAAAAUGAAUGUGAUUCUUCUUGGAAUUUUCCUGAAGUAAACACUGGUGAUAACUGUACUGGAAAUGAGAUGAACUCCCUUCUUAUUAUCCAGAAAGAACAGGACCCUGAGCAGGAAUAGAGAUGUGUGUUUUUUCAAUUCUCUCAGGGUAGAGGAAGAGCAAGUCAAGGCAACUCCAGUCAUCAUGUAAAGUUCCUGGGUGCUCCUACUACUGUUGAUGUCUCCAUGGAGCCAGAAUCAAUGGAUUUAUUCAGAACAGCCAACUCUAAUCAAGAAAGAUACUAUGGGGAUCCCAAACCCUACACCUGUGAACAAUGUCCUAGAAAGUUCAAAUAUGCCUGUCAUCUUUCAUCCUACUUGAGAACUCACCUGAAUAAGAGGGCAUUGUCCUCUGACACCUGUGGGAAAAUAUUCAAAGGAGUCUCUGACCUCUAAAUUCAUGAGAUCAUACACAUGCCAGAGAAGCCUUUCCUAUGCAGCACAUGCAAAAGGUCCUUCAGCCACAAGAUGAACCUGAAGGCUCAUGAGAGGAUUCACACAGGAGAAAAGCCUUAUGCCUGUUCCCUAUGUACCCUUAGCUUCCGCCAAUCAUCCACUUACCACCACAUGAGGAAUUACCACAAAUCUGACUGA
Apodemus sylvaticus (European woodmouse) is the source of this 1260-nucleotide messenger RNA. RefSeq names its product zinc finger and SCAN domain containing 4 (gene Zscan4). The record is from RefSeq and is a predicted model, not a curated record. The transcript is spliced from 4 exons. Gene Ontology annotation, molecular function: RNA polymerase II cis-regulatory region sequence-specific DNA binding; DNA-binding transcription factor activity, RNA polymerase II-specific. NCBI's taxonomy places the organism in Eukaryota, Metazoa, Chordata, Mammalia, Rodentia, Muridae. Gene Ontology annotation, biological process: regulation of transcription by RNA polymerase II.